AUGGAUAAGUCUAUUGCCGAAGUUCACACUAGCUGUGUCUCCAUUUUCCUUACCUUCAUCAGCGUACUAGCCACUUCUCGUCGCUGGAACGACCAGAAUGAAGCACAGAAUGCCUUCGAUAAGUACAGACUUUGGGCUGGAAAUGUUGAAGCCACUCAAGUCGAGAACAUAGCGGCUCGUAAUCGGAUUACGGAUAAAUUCGAGCCUUCAGAUACAGACGAAGAUGAGACCGACUCGUCUGAUUCCCCAUGGGAAGUUUCUUCCGACUCUGAAGUAGAAUAUCCAGGUAAAGGGAAGCUCCCGCGACAAACCCCAGACCGGCCAGUCCCCGAACCAGCGAAGCCGACAGUAGUAGACCCCAUCAACUUCAUCAUCGACUGUCUUUGGAAGCUACCUAUUCGCAGUCCUGCUCCUAUCGAUCGCAUGAAGAAGAAGUACACCGCUGAUAUAACUGCAUACUUACCGUUUGACAUCAUGUAUAUUAGGGAUAAGUUCCCCAACCUCAACGAGACGGUUACUACCCGCUUAGCAAAGAUGAUAUCGAGACGAAGGCAACUGAUACAGUACCGCAAAGACCACACUGAUGCUUUACAAGGGAAAGAGGUCACAGUGCGCAUGGUCGUCUACCCAGACCUACUGAAGGAGAUAUAG
Molecule: messenger RNA, 651 nt
Organism: Alternaria ethzedia
Lineage: Eukaryota; Fungi; Ascomycota; Dothideomycetes; Pleosporales; Pleosporaceae
Exons: 3
Coding region: 1-651 (216 amino acids)
Source: RefSeq, a predicted model, not a curated record